AUGCUGAUUAAUACGCACCGCGUCGAUGGAGGCUACGAAGUGAAUGAGGCGCUUACUGAUCGAUGCGACUACGAAUAUCUGUACACGCGAUCAACUUUCUUUCGACGCGACGUUUCGCGAUUUCUCUCCUUCAUCCUGGGCCAAAUCGGCCCGCACCGAGACCUUACGAAAAAGGCCCGCACGACGUUGAUCUCUACGACUUUCCCCGACGUGCACGCGGCACUGCCGAAUCUCGACAUCCUGUCCGUAGGCGCAGACGCGAUCGAAAUACGGGUGGACUUGCUGGAGGAGCCGCGGCCGGACGGGACGGUCAGCAAGAUCCCGAGCUUGAAGUAUGUCGGAGAGCAGCUGAUGGUGUUGCGCCAGCGCACCGAGCUGCCAAUAAUAUACACGACCAGAUGCACCAAGGAAAACGGUCGCUUCCCAAUGGACGACCCUAGCCUGUUUUACAGAUAUUUGGCGCGUGCAAUUCAAUGGGGGUGUGAAUAUAUUGAUGUGGAACUGUGGCUGCCGGAGGAGAUUAGGAGGAAGUUGGCCGAAAAUAAAGGCUGCAGCAAAAUUAUCUCUGCGUUCCACGACUUCUCGGGUACCUUCAAGUGGACAGCGCCUGAAACGCAGACUCUCUUCGAGAGGGGCGCCAUGUACGGUGACAUCGUCAAGAUGUACGCGCUAGUAAAUUCGAUGCAGGAAAACUACGAACUUGAAUAUUUCCGAUCAACCAUACAAGCGAAGUACCCACAUCCUCCGUUCUCGGGUCUCAACAUGGGACCUAUGGGCCAGCUCUCGAGGACGAUGAACAAGAUAUUCACACCAAUCACCCAUCCUCUGCUCCCCCUGAUAGCAGCGCCGGGUCAGUUGAGUGCCGCGGAAAUCAACGCAGCCUUGCACACCAUGGGCCAAGUGCCGAAACAGGACAUUUACGGAAUUGGCAGUUUCCGGUCUACGUCGCAGGCACUCUUCUUUGAGAAGUGCUUCAACGAGCUAAGCCUUCCGCACUCUUUCAAAUUUGCGGAGAGGGCUCCCAAGGCUUCGAUUGAGCACAUCUUCCGACGCCCGAACUUUGGUGGAGCUUACAUUAACCCACCGUUAGCGGCUGCUACAGCCCCCUUGCCCUCGCUUUCCAAUGCGGCGCGCGCCAUCGGACAGGUUGAUACAGUGCUGGUGCGCUCGGAAGCGAACAGUGCCUCGUUCAUCGGGGACAACACCAGAUGGAAGGGGAUCCGCGCAACUCUGACCCGUGACUUUGUGCCCUCUGCGUACAGCGGUCGGGCGGCGCUGCUGCUGGCAAGCAGCGAAGCAGAUGCAUCAGCGUCGAUAUUCGCGCUGAAGAACUUGGGCAUAGGGCCCAUUUACACGAUUGGGUUCAAGGCCACAGGGCCGCUAUCGACUGACGUGCAGCCGGUACGGUCCGUAGACGACGUCAAGCGGCUAGAGGAGCCAUUCGUUAUCAUCUCGGCUCUUCCUGCAGAAAAGUCGCUGCUGGUGGUGCCCCUGCUGAAGCACUACAGGGUUGACGGGAGAAACGGCAGUACGAAUGGACAUGGGCUCACGGCAGCGAAGCCUGCAGGCAAGGUGUUUGUUGACUUGGCCAGUGGGCCCCGACGAGCUGACCCACUGGCGAUUGCUACGACGGCGGGGUGGACCGCUUAUGGUAUCGCUGACGUCUCGGCGUGGACGACGGUGGAAACCAUCAGACGGCUUGUUGGCCAGAACGUGUGCUAUGACUUUGUGCGCCUGGCGUCUGGGAGGGGAGUUUUCUAG
Messenger RNA from Parastagonospora nodorum SN15, 1761 nucleotides. RefSeq lists its product as hypothetical. The transcript has a single exon. The record is from RefSeq and is a predicted model, not a curated record. Gene Ontology annotation, molecular function: 3-dehydroquinate dehydratase activity. NCBI's taxonomy places the organism in Eukaryota, Fungi, Ascomycota, Dothideomycetes, Pleosporales, Phaeosphaeriaceae. Bases 1 to 1761 code for a protein of 586 amino acids.